UAGUAUACUAACAUAUCUUCUAUAUUAACAAGGAAGGCUUCCUACUAGCCUUUAGGGACGCGUUCCUUAAUAUAUUUAUAAAGGUUAACUACUAAAAGGCCUUUAAGGUAUUAGGGCUUAUUCCUACUAACACGUAGGUAGUGUUAGAUUGCCUUAAAGUGCAGCUGCAUACCCUACUAGCAGUACCUCUACCUAAAACACUGUGGCAAUCUAAGACGCUAAGCAAUACACACAAGUUUAGGUCUUAAUCUAAGCUUGUAAGCAACUCCUUCUAACAAUUACUAAGUGCAGCGCAAGAGGGGUUCUUAAAGCUUAUAAAAGGGGCUAAAGAGAUGCUGCAUAAAAACGUCCUUAUUAAGGCCCGCGUGCAAGAGCUUAAAGAGCAAUUAGCAGUAAUAACUAAGAGAAAAUCGCGUAAGAGAAAGCAGAUUCAGCAUAGUGGCACACUUGAGUAUGGCCCAGCAGCAUCGCGGAUUGAGCGUGAACAGUGUCAAGAUAGAGAGCAAUUAGGCCUUAGCCGCCAGGCUCUCGCGCGCUGCAAGAGGUGCAGAGAGACUGGGCAUAACUCACGCACGUGUAAAAAAGAUAUU
Messenger RNA from Didymella exigua CBS 183.55, 590 nucleotides. RefSeq lists its product as uncharacterized. The record is from RefSeq and is a predicted model, not a curated record. The annotation marks the transcript as partial. The transcript is spliced from 2 exons. Lineage: Eukaryota; Fungi; Ascomycota; Dothideomycetes; Pleosporales; Didymellaceae.